This is a messenger RNA of Leptopilina boulardi, 3615 nucleotides long. RefSeq names its product trafficking protein particle complex subunit 11 (gene gry). The record is from RefSeq and is a predicted model, not a curated record. Gene Ontology annotation, cellular component: cytoplasm. Lineage: Eukaryota; Metazoa; Arthropoda; Insecta; Hymenoptera; Figitidae. The transcript has 20 exons. Bases 165 to 3443 code for a protein of 1092 amino acids.
ACCUUAUGAAUAUGUUUUAAACUUUUUUUCUGCUCAGUCCUCUAUUAAAAAAUCGUAAAAAAAAUAAUAAAAUAUGUAAAAAUAUAAUUAAAUUCAUUAAAUGUACGUGUUUUUUUUUAUAUUGUGAUUUAAGAAAUUAAGUUUAUUAAAAUUACAAUCAUAAAAUGUUUGAGUUGCCAGCGGAAUUGACAGCCAAACCUUUGGCCUUUGUGGCUAUAACUGGUUUAAAUAUGUCAAAUACAAUUCACAAAUCGAUUUGGGACGCAUUUAUCAAUAAUCGUCGUCCUGAUAGUGCUGCUAUUCAAUAUAAAUUAUUAAGUGGCAGUUUCGAAUUUCCAACUGUAAAACCGAAGAGAAAUUCUUACGAAUGGUACAUACCAAAGGGAAUUUUAAAACGAAAUUGGAUGAAUAAAUAUUUAAAUGAAAUUCCCUCUCUUGUUGUUGUUUUCUAUGAUCUUGAUUGGACCGAUCCAAUGUGGAAUGAGAAAAAAAUGGAAUGUGUCUCGAGAGUCGAUUCUUUGAGAGCCGUUUCAGAAGGACGAAAUCCAAGGAUUGCAAUUGUUUUGAUUCAAAGACACGCGGCUCCUCCGGGUACAGAGGAUGUCCUUGCAACUGAGAGAGCAACAGCACUUUAUACCGCUUGCGAUAUUCCUGCGAAAUCACUUUAUAUUCUACCACUUGGCGAUCAUCUCAUGGGAUACAUUACUAGAUUGGAAGGAGCGUUUAACGACUUGGCGCAAGGAUUUUAUCAUCUCGAAUAUCGAAAUGUGAAAGGACAUCGUGAUCAAUUAAAUAAAACGACUCAUCAAUAUUUAUUUAUUCGACAUCAAUUUAAAAUGGGCUUUUUUAACGAACUCAAACAUGAACAACAUACAGCUCAAAAACACUAUCAGCAAGCUUACAACAAUUUACUCGAUAUACGAAUGACUGACACAAAUUCAUUAGAAAUCAAAACUGUUGCUAGUUUUUUAAAUUACAAAUUAUGUAAAUUAAUGUUUUUGUUAAAUCUUCCAAAAGAUGCAAUAUCACAAUUUAAAAGUCACACUGAAAGAUUUAAAAUUAGACCGGGACCUUCGGAAUUGAUAUUUGAGCAUCACGCCUGGAUGUCGAGUCAGUAUUCGACGUUUGCCGAAUUAUUUGACGAAGCAAUUCGACAAGGACUUCCAGCUGUUCAAACGCAGCAUCCUGGUUAUUAUUUUCAAUUGGCAGCUAAAUACGCGAGCGAAAGGCAAUUGGCAUCAAAGGAAAUUUGCUCUAGUGUGAAAUCGUAUCCAGAACCGGAUCCAUUGGGAGAUGAGGAAAAAAUGGAAUUUUAUGGUCAAAGGCCAUGGAGACUGGGAAAAUUAAAUGCUGAACCUGCGGAUUCAAUGGGCGAAACAGCAGCGAUUCAGGCUCUUCAGUUUAGAGAGAAAACCACUGUCAAUCAUUCUAUGAUAAUUAUAGGCCUUUUAGGAAAUGCAAUUUCACAGUUUAAAAUCUAUCGAUGUCCACGAAUGCGUCGAGUAUUAGUUGUACAAAUGGCGGAGGAAUAUUUUAAUGCAAAAGAUUAUGGAAAAGUUUUAACAUUAUUGAUUCAUAUGUUAUGGGAAUAUCGAAGCGAGCGCUGGCCGCUUUUACUCACAAAUAUUUUAAAGACUGCUCUUCGCGCUGCAUAUUUAUCAGUUAAUGUUCAGGAUUAUCUUGCAUUGGCCCUUGAAUCCCUGGGACCAACGACAUUGUUUUCCAAUGAACAUCAUUCGACUAUUCAUGCCAAUAUUUUCAGUAUACUCCAGAGAAAACCACCAAAUCCAGAGCCAGAUUUGCCUGAACAUGACAAAAGUGUUGUUCAAAAAUGGAAUUCAGAACUUUCUCGACCGGAGCCAAUUUUAUUUACAAUCGAUGACAAUACAACAUUGUCAUUUAUUGAAAUUAAAACGAGAUUCACCGAACCAAAGUACACUGUCAAUUCUAAUGUAACGAUUCAAGUUCUCGUCAGGAACUUGUGUCGAGAAAAUAUCGAAUUUUCAAAAAUAUCCGUAACAGUCAGUAAUCCAGGAUAUAAUUUGGAAAUUCCAAUAAUCGGAAGUUCUGAGGAUUUUAAAUUUCGUCAAAAUGAAAUAAAAAAAUUCACAUGUCAAUUUCAAGUUCAGUGCAAUGGAAAUGAAAUUCAAAUUAGCGCAGUUUCUUUUUAUUUAGGUCGGGAAAAUAAUUGUUGUGUUGUUAUGCGAUUUUCACCAAACGGAAGUGAUAAUUCUGUCGAUCGACUGUAUCCGGAAAUUCAACAACUUCGAAGUAGUGAAUUCGAUAGAAUGAGACCAUUAACAACAGCUCAAAUUAAACAUGAGGAAUCGAAAAUUAUUUUAAAAGCCGAAUCAGAAGAGCCAGCAUUAUUGGGCGAAUGGUUUCCAAUAAAAAUUUCCAUUUUCACUGCUGAAAAUAUAACGAAAAGUAUUUUGAAAAUGUCCCUUGUUAAUACUGGAAAUAACGAACAAUUAACCGAAUUGAGUUUAAAUGCAAAAGACAAACAAUCACAUAUUGCCGAUGAAGUGAAUAUUGUGGAAAAUAUUUCAAUUGAAAGGAUUAUUUAUUUUCGUGCACACAAAAUUGGCAUAAGGAGUUUUAUGAUAAAAUUGGAUUAUUUGAAAAAUGAUCAGAAAAAAAGUACAGAACCACUUAUGUUGGAUGUGAGUGUUGUAAAACCAUUUGAAAUUACAACACAAUUUUAUACAAUGCUUUAUGAGCCAUUGACAAAGGGUUUUAUUAAUGAGCCAUUUUUUAUGAUGCCACACAUUACUUGCACAUCGCCAUGGCCUAUAAAAAUUAUAGGCACGUCCAUUGAAUUGGGAGAUUCAAUUCAGAGGGAAAGUGAAGGAAAAAUGGAGGAUAAAGAAGAAAAAAAUGAAGAAUGUAUUUUAGCAGAAACUAUUCUUAAAGAAGGUGAAGCUGGAACGGAUGUUUAUUCAGUUUUUCCAAAAAUUGGAAGCGAACAACCAACAAGUACUGGAGUUUAUACUGUCAGAUGGAAACGAGCGAACAAUGAAAAUUCUUUGGAAACAAGCAAUAGUGUAACAUUAACACCACUUUGGGUGGAAAAUUCUGUGAUUGGAAUUGAAGCUAAACUUCCAGCUUUUGGCUCGGUGCGAACUCCCCUUUGCAUUACUUAUUACAUUCGAAAUCAUUCUGAUUUUUUAAUAACUCUUCAUAUGACAAUGGAAGCUAGUGAUGCCUUUAUGUUCGCAGGAAAUAAAGAGGUCGAUAUUUAUAUUCUUCCUGAGAGCGAAAGAAAAGUCGAAUGGAUUUUGCGACCACUUGUCGCUGGAUUUGUUGCACUUCCAACAUUAACGCUCGCUGUAUCAGAGGAAGAGGAACACAAAUUAAGUAAAAACAAAUUAGCCGAAGUUUUAGAAAGAUCAUUACCAAGUCAUAUUUAUAUAAUGCCAAAAUCACAAAUCUCCGAAGAAUAGAAAUUUCAAAUGAAAUAAAAUCAAUUUCCAACAAAAGCGCAGUUUAUUUUUAAAUAAACUGUUUUAUAAAAUAAAAUACGAAGGAGAAUAUUAGAAAAAAUUUUUUUUUUUUUUUAAUUAUGAAACGUGUACAAAAUAUUUGUUUGUUAAAUAAACUUUUGUUUAAGUUAAA